This is a messenger RNA of Ostertagia ostertagi, 891 nucleotides long. The record is from the annotation of a GenBank genome assembly. Lineage: Eukaryota; Metazoa; Nematoda; Chromadorea; Rhabditida; Trichostrongylidae.
AUGGUCAACUACAAGCUAACGUACUUCGAUGGACGUGGUGUUGCAGAGACUGCACGUCAGCUUUUCGCCCUCGCCGAUCAGAAGUUCGAGGAUGUUCGCUUGACCAGGGAAGCCUUCGCUCCACUGAAAGAGUGUAGGUAUUCUUAUUCGGAUUGUUUUGCUCAAGGAAUCGAUGCACUAUUUUCAGCCAUGCCAUUCGGACAGAUGCCAGUGCUCGAAGUUGAUGGUAAAAAACUGGCCCAGUCAUUGGCGAUCAACCGCUACUUGGCAAAGACCUUUGGUUUCGCUGGCAAAGACGACUUCGAAUCAGCCCUCAUUGACUCGCUGGGCGAUCAGUACGCUGAUUACCGCGCUGAAAUGAAGAGCUAUUACUAUGCAGCACACGGCUUCAUGCCUGGAGAUCCAGAGAAGCUGAAGACUGAGGUGCUACUGCCGGCUCGGGACAAAUUCCUUAAGCAUAUCACCAACUUCCUCAAGAAUAAUGCCUCUCAUGGUUUCGCUGGCAAAGACGACUUCGAAUCAGCCCUCAUUGACUCGCUGGGCGAUCAGUACGCUGAUUACCGCGCUGAAAUGAAGAGCUAUUACUAUGCAGCACACGGCUUCAUGCCUGGAGAUCCAGAGAAGCUGAAGACUGAGGUGCUACUGCCGGCUCGGGACAAAUUCCUUAAGCAUAUCACCAACUUCCUCAAGAAUAAUGCCUCUCAUGGCUAUCUGGUCGGCGACAAAAUCAGCUGGGUAGAUGUCCUAAUCGCUGAACACAUGGCCGAUAUGUGCAGGAUGGUCCCGGAGUUUCUUGACGGAUUCCCAGAGGUCAAGGCUCACAUGCAAAAAGUGCAGGAGAAUCCAAAAAUCAAGAAAUGGAUCGAAACUCGUCCAAAGACUUCGUUUUAA